AUGUGGUAUAACGUUACUCGCCCAUUUUCCAGGGCAUCAACGGCACUAAAGGCCCGUGAUGCUUUCGUAUCCCGUCCGGUGCACGUCUCGAGAUUUCGCCUGUCCUCAAUUCGCGCGCCACAGUCCCUCAUAUCACACACCGUCCACCAGUUUCACACAGCCGCGGCUCGCCCCGCCGAAUUAUUUAGCAAUACGGGCAAAUACGACCCCAAGGUCCCGGUGCGGCCGGACCAGUUUCCAAUCCUCUGCGGACCGCCGUACGUCAAGCCCGACGGCUCCUGGACCUGGGACAAUAUACAAGACCUGAUGGAGGAAGUGGGCGUUUUGGAACACAUCAUCAGCCUCGACGACGUGUUGGCGAUGCGUGAAAUGCUUCGGCUCGUGGGGCCCGAACUGUUCUGCUGGCACGACGACAUUCGAGGCGGCGGCUCCCCAGCAAUGGUUAACGCAGCCAGGCAGGGCCGCGUACGGAUCCUCGAGGUGCUGCUCGACUCCCUCGACGCAUCGACGUAUGAACAGCGCAAGGACGUCAAGAAGAAUUACGACUUGGAAGAGAAGUACGACGCAAACACCGGGACCGUCUGGGGCACGCCCCUGACCGCCGCUUGCUUGAAUGCGCAUGUGGAUGUGGUGCGGCUGCUGCUGGCUAGGAUGCCCGAGGUCGAUAUCAAUGCCUGCGACAACUACGGAUACACGCCGCUGCAGACCGUGGCCCGGCAUGCGCGGCGGACGAUACCGCGUGCCGACAGAGACAGAUACGGCGUGAGUCCGGCAGAGGCAGUAGCCAUGGAUAAGGAGUCUGAACGCCGCGUCGAGAUUGUACGACUGUUGCUGGCCCACAGUGCCAAGAAAGAGGCCCCGGACAAGGGCUUUGCACGCAUAGGGCAGACCGCAAAGGAGGCGUUCGAUGCAUGCCAAAGCACAUGGACCGAGAACGGCUUUCCCGACUUGCGGGUGCUGGUCGACCGGCCGCGCCGCAUUGGCAACGUGUUGAUCCAGGCACUCGUCCGGCCAAUGGGCGGCGACAUCAGGCUGACACGCAUGCUGAUCGACGACGGCGGCCUCGAUGUGCACGAGGGCUAUUUUUCUCCUACAGCGACUUUUGACGGCCGGGGCGACAACGGCGUCGCCGACGAUGUUGACGACGAGGAAACGAAACUUUUUAUUGAUGCAGAGAGGAGAAAAACACCGUCCGUCCUCGACGUGGGCCGCGAGGCGGCCUUUGCUAUUAACUGCGCCAGCAUUGACACCAUCCGUGCCGAGGAGAAACGCGUCUACGGGCCGGGCCAGGGCCCCGAUACCUACCUGACUCCGUUGGCAGCUGCGGCGCUGUGCCGCAACGCCGCUGGUGUUGCAGCACUGCUUGAGACCCCCGGUGCUGAUUUCUACUCGGACCUUAGACGACCGCCAUGCGGCCGCGUGGAUGAGCGUGUCCGAGUCCCCCACUUUCGAGAGCCCGAGUUGUAUCGCAAGACCGUAUUGCUGGACGAGGCGUACGGGGUCGACGGCCGAAACGAGAUCCGCACACGCGAUCGGCUCUCAGGCGCGUCCGACGAGCCACUGGAGCACGCCGUGGAUCCGGACACGCUACGGGUCACGUUCGAUUACAACAUCACCAGCGAGGCGGCGCGCAAGGCCUACCUCGACGACUGCGUGGCCACGGUGCAACUGCUGACGGCCGACGCCGCUGUCCGGGCGGCCACAAUCAAUGCCACGCACCCGCACGACGGGAUGCAGUACACGCCGCUGCAGCUGGGCGCGCGCUUCGACCGUCUGCCGAUGUUGCGUGUGCUGCUCGACGCCGGCGCCGACCCGCGCCCGCCCGUUCCCCACACCGGCCGCAGUGUGUUCUUUUCUGUGUUUGCCUCGCUGCUGCGGCUGUGCUCGAAAACGGGGGGCUGCAACUGGCACUGCGACCGGAUGCAGCGUCGGUUGUACCACCCCGAGGUGAUUGCCAUCGACACAAGCAUCGGAACCGCUGGCAUGACGAGUCUACUUCGCGACUUGCUUUGGCUAGACACGGGCGAUGCAAAGGACGAGGCGAUACGACUCGCACGCAUCAACGAGGCAGACGCCGACGGCAACACAGCGCUGCACUGGGCCAUGGGGUAUGAUCUGCCACACGCACAGGCGGCGCUGCUUGCGCUCGGUGCGCGUCCAGAUGCACGGAACGACGCCGGCGGAGUUCCUACGCAAGGCACACCGCCGACAACGACGCGGCGGAACAAACGCUCACGAAGUUUGGAGUAA
Molecule: messenger RNA, 2250 nt
Organism: Sporothrix schenckii 1099-18
Lineage: Eukaryota; Fungi; Ascomycota; Sordariomycetes; Ophiostomatales; Ophiostomataceae
Exons: 2
Coding region: 1-2250 (749 amino acids)
Cellular component (GO): cytoplasm; nucleus
Molecular function (GO): protein binding
Source: RefSeq, a predicted model, not a curated record